AACACUUUCCUCAAUACUGGACCUGUGAUUCAAAAAACCCCAACACGAACAAGUGCUUUUCAUGCAGCUAUUAUUCAGCAUGAAUUUGGCAGAGAUAUGCGACAACGCCAAGAAGGGCCGUGAGUAUGCUCUGCUUGGGAACUAUGACUCCUCCAUUGUGUACUACCAGGGCGUCAUUCAGCAGAUCCACAAGCACUGUCAGUCCCUCAGAGAUCCUGCACUUAAAGUCAAAUGGCAACAGGUCCGGCAGGAGCUCACUGAGGAGUAUGAGCAGGUGAAAGGCAUUAUGGUAACGCUCGAGAGCUUUAAGUCAGAGAAGCCAGUCGACAUCCUAGUACCUCAAUCCGACGAGAGACCUGAGGAUCCCACAGUUUGGCCCCCUCCCAUCCCUGCAGAACACAGGAAUCCUGUUGCAGUGAAGCGUCCCAACAGUGCAGUGAAGCAGCAGAGGAAGGACUCCCCUGGUCUGCAGCAUCGAGGGGCAGGUCCAGGGGGCCGCGGUCAGGCCAACCCUAAACCAGACCGGCCAGGAUUCAGAGACGCCCGAGGCACAAAGGCCAAAGACGAUAAGGGAAAGAAAGGGGCUGGAGAUGCACCAGGGGAAGUAGAACAGAAGAAAUUUGAUGGCACAGGAUACGAGAGUGACCUGGUGGACUCACUGGAGAGAGAUAUUGUGUCCCGUAACCCUAACGUACACUGGGAUGACAUUGCUGAUCUGGAAGAUGCGAAGAAGCUGCUGAGAGAAGCAGUGGUGUUACCCAUGUGGAUGCCUGACUUUUUUAAGGGCAUUCGUCGCCCUUGGAAGGGUGUGUUAAUGGUCGGCCCUCCAGGGACAGGGAAGACCAUGUUAGCCAAAGCUGUGGCCACAGAAUGUGGGACUACGUUCUUCAAUGUGUCGUCCUCCACCCUUACUUCCAAAUACAGGGGCGAGUCAGAAAAACUUGUUCGUCUGCUGUUCGAAAUGGCUCGGUUUUAUGCACCAACAACCAUCUUCAUAGAUGAGAUUGACUCCAUCUGUGGCAGGAGAGGAACAUCCGAUGAACAUGAAGCCAGCCGCAGGGUCAAGUCAGAACUUCUGGUUCAGAUGGAUGGUGUGGGGGGAGCCCUGGAAAAUGAUGACCCCUCUAAGAUGGUGAUGGUCCUCGCUGCCACCAACUUCCCCUGGGACAUUGACGAGGCGUUACGACGGCGCCUGGAGAAGCGGAUCUACAUCCCUCUGCCCACAGCUGUGGGCCGUGUAGAGCUUCUGAAGAUCAACCUGAAGGAGGUGGAGGUGGCUGCUGACGUGGACCUGGACCUCAUUGCUGAGAAGAUUGAGGGCUACUCUGGAGCAGACAUCACCAACGUCUGCAGGGAUGCAUCCAUGAUGGCAAUGCGUCGUCGAAUCCAAGGCCUGAGCCCUGAGGAGAUCCGAGCUCUGUCCAAAGACGAGCUGCAGAUGCCUGUGACCAUGGAGGACUUCACCCUCACUCUCAAGAAGAUCUCCAAGUCUGUCUCUGCUGCCGACCUGGAAAAAUACGAGGCCUGGAUGGCUGAAUUUGGGUCAGUAUAGAGAACGGUAGCAUUUAGACCCAGAGGGACCAGAACCUUAAAAGGAGGACUUGUAGCCUUGAAAAUGAUGAAGAGCAGGGACUCGGGGGCGUAUGUCACGGAGCUGAGUGAACUCACAUCAGACUGGUGCCUUUGAGAGAACGUGACAAGAGCUUUCAGUGGCAUCGCUCCUGCCCUUUCACAUAUUCUCCCCAUGUUGUUGUUUUGACACAGUUGUCUGUGUAGAGACUGUCAAUCAUCCAGCUGCUGACUGACUUAAGUGGCCUGAGGACGAAUGGGUUGAACUUCUCUCACACAGGGAACUUUUAAUGUAAAAAGUAGCCUAAUGCACAAAGGUAGGCCAGGGAAUACAGACUAGUUUUACUGAGGCCUCAUGCAAGAGCAUUUUUAGAUUUUCAUCCUAAACCUCUUUUUUUGCACGAGCGUUCCGAGUUGGAUUCUCCAAACUCUCUUAGCUACACAAACCUGUUGUAAAUUGCCCAUUUCAAACUGAUCAAUGCCAACUGUCAAGAUUCAGGUGAGUGUUUGUGACAGUGUUUGGAUAAAUAGCGCCUUCAAAAUUGCUUCAUAAGCAUCACAGUUGUGCUGCGCACACGCACGUCAGCCACUCGUUGCUCUGCCCAGACCACAACAAGUAAAUUUUU
This is a messenger RNA of Toxotes jaculatrix (banded archerfish), 2195 nucleotides long. RefSeq names its product katanin p60 subunit A-like 1 (gene katnal1). The transcript has 11 exons. The coding region runs from base 62 to 1552 and encodes 496 amino acids. Lineage: Eukaryota; Metazoa; Chordata; Actinopteri; Toxotidae. The record is from RefSeq and is a predicted model, not a curated record. Gene Ontology annotation, biological process: microtubule severing. Gene Ontology annotation, molecular function: ATP hydrolysis activity; microtubule severing ATPase activity; microtubule binding. Gene Ontology annotation, cellular component: microtubule cytoskeleton.